Phytophthora sojae is the source of this 795-nucleotide messenger RNA. RefSeq lists its product as hypothetical. The transcript has a single exon. The coding region runs from base 1 to 795 and encodes 264 amino acids. The record is from RefSeq and is a predicted model, not a curated record. Lineage: Eukaryota; Oomycota; Peronosporomycetes; Peronosporales; Peronosporaceae.
AUGUAUCAUUUGAACCCUGAUCUAGUUCGUGAUCCGGGUUCAAUUCCUCUGUGUGUGAAAUGUGCGGAAGACCAUCGGAAGUCAAAGUAUAGCAUUGCUUCUGGGCAUGACUAUGGGCGGGUUGGGGGCUUGCCGGAGCUCAAUGAUGUUGCGAGCAAGUGUAUAGCGCCCGUGCGGUCAUUUGGGCUAGCAAUUACGGCGUCGGGUAAGCAUUGCGUCGGUCAUUCAAUAUGCUUUCCGUCGACGGGGCCUGCUGAGGUUUCCAAGGUUUUGCCGUGCACGUCUAGGGAUUGCAUUCCGAGUGUCACGUUUGUUGGCCCUCGCGACGACUGGCGAGUGAAGCGAAAACACUACAAAAAUCUUUACCGGCUCCCGGUGGAUGAUAUGUAUGCGUGGAUGCGGGUUUUGUCGACAACUCACUCGUAUUUCAAAGACAAUGAUAUCCGUAUCGAUGAGUCUGCCGAGGCAAGACAGGCCCACGUUGAACUUGAAGAACUGAUCGAGGCGUCGGUGGAAAUUAUGACUUCUGAACAAGCCGGGCGUGUCGAUGACGGUAUGAUGGCUGAGCGCUAUGGCGACGAGUAUAUGGGUGGGGAUACCGAUGAAACCAUAGUGGCGAAAACUGCUGCGCUUAAGAGCGUGGACGCAUUCGACCUAUCAGUAACAAAUGCGGCGGUUGAUGCUAUGCUAUCAAUGUUGGGACGGGAAGACGGGGGAAACGGUGACACAGAGAGUGGUGUCGAGGAUGGGGCCGCGCCAGUUGUUGUGCGCAGGGGGGGCCGAUCCUGUUACUGA